AUGUGACUCACUUCUGCACAAAGAGCUCAAGUCUGUCUCUCGGAGGAAGCUGGUGACCGGCUAACUAAACUUGUCCACCUUCUUGAAGGAUCCCACCGAAGCAUUCGUCCCAGAUGUCACUGCCUGCACCAUCUGCUUCCUCUGGAGCCAUUAAAUACAUGUCUUUAGAUAAAGCUGCAGGUUCCACAAUGGGCCGACUCGAAGGGAAAGUCAUUGUCCUGACGGCUGCUGCUCAAGGGAUUGGCCGGGCUUCUGCCCUAGCUUUUGCAAAAGAAGGUGCCAGAGUCAUAGCCACAGAUAUCAAUGAGUCCAAACUUCAGGAACUGGAAAAGUACCCAGGUAUCCAGACUCGUGUCCUUGAUGUCACAAAGAAAAAGCAAAUUGAUCAGUUUGCCUCAGAAGUUGAGAGAAUUGAUGUUCUCUUUAACGUUGCUGGGUUUGUCCACCAUGGAACCAUCCUGGAUUGUGAGGAAAAGGACUGGGACUUCUCGAUGAAUCUCAACGUCCGCAGCAUGUACCUGAUGAUCAAGGCAUUCCUUCCCAAAAUGCUUGCUCAGAAAUCUGGUAACAUUAUCAAUAUGUCCUCUGUGGCCUCCAGCAUCAAAGGAGUGGAAAACAGAUGCGUGUACAGUGCAACCAAGGCAGCCGUGAUCGGCCUCACAAAGUCUGUGGCUGCAGACUUCAUCCAGCAGGGCAUCAGGUGCAACUGUGUGUGCCCAGGAACAGUUGACACUCCAUCUCUGCAGGAAAGAAUACAAGCCAGAGGCGAUCUCGAAGAGGCACUGAAUUAUUUCCUAAGGAGACAGAAGACGGGAAGAUUUGCAACUGCAGAAGAAGUAGCUCUGCUCUGCGUGUACUUGGCCUCUGACGAAUCAGCCUAUGUAACAGGCAACCCUGUCAUCAUCGAUGGAGGCUGGAGCCUGUGACCCCGAGAUCUCAGGCCCUUCUCAUCCACCAUGAAACUGGGUCUCAAGAAAACCCAGUGAUCAUCGCUCCUAUGACUGACAUUAAUGAAAACAAGCCCUUUAGAGACCAUUCUCAAGAGUGUAAUUCUUUAAAUAUCCUGUAGUCUCUCUUCUCUCUUCUGAAAUGAUAGUAAAGAAAUCAAAUAAAAAAUAUUGAGCUUGUUGCAAAAGAA
Molecule: messenger RNA, 1138 nt
Organism: Nannospalax galili (Upper Galilee mountains blind mole rat)
Lineage: Eukaryota; Metazoa; Chordata; Mammalia; Rodentia; Spalacidae
Product: 3-hydroxybutyrate dehydrogenase type 2
Exons: 10
Coding region: 114-926 (270 amino acids)
Biological process (GO): siderophore biosynthetic process
Cellular component (GO): cytoplasm
Molecular function (GO): 3-hydroxybutyrate dehydrogenase activity
Source: RefSeq, a predicted model, not a curated record